CAUGAAUCUAACUAAACCUCUCUUCCCACUCUAUAUAUAACCUCACCCAUUUUCCUCUUACAAAAAGCUCAAAAUCCCCCUUUUUUCUCUUAUCCCAAAUCAAACGCCAAAGCUAUCACGAAUUUACGCAAUUAAUUGAAUUGGAUAGAUAUCGCUUAAUCAUAGGUUAUUGAAAGAAUCUCGGACACCCACAAAAAAUGAAUCAACCAAUUUCCACCGAGUUACCUCCGACAAACUUUCCGGCGUAUCGCCGGAAUUCGAGUUUUAGUCGUCUAAUACCGUGUUUAACUGAAACAUGGGGCGCUUUACCUCUCAGAGUCGACGAUUCUGAAGACAUGGUAAUUUAUGGUUUAUUAAAGGAAGCACUUAAUGCUGGCUGGUCGCCGUUCAAUUUCCCCGCCGUCGAAGUAACGCCGGAAUUUAUGGCUUCUCCGGCAGAGCCUACGGCGUCUCCGGCGAAGGAAAGAUAUUAUAGAGGCGUCGGAUGGCCAUUCAGUUUCACCGCCGGCGAAGUAAAAUGGAAACCGGCGCCGGAAUUAAUGACUUUGACGGCGGAUGCUACGGUGGUGCCGGAAUUAAUGGCAUCACCGGCGGAGACUACCAAGGCGGCGGCGGAGGCAUUAAAAGAUAAGCAUUAUAGAGGAGUAAGACGGCGUCCGUGGGGUAAAUUUGCCGCGGAGAUAAGGGAUCCGGCGAAGAAUGGAGCUAGAGUUUGGUUAGGAACAUUCGAAACUGCUCAAGAAGCUGCAAUAGCUUAUGAUAAAGCGGCUUAUAGAAUUAGAGGUACGAAAGCUCAUUUAAAUUUCCCGAGCCAGAUCAGUUUGAAUGAACCGGAACCGGUUCGAGUUACGGCGAAAAGACGAGUUUUGCAUGAACGGGAUAGUCCGUUGGAAAAUGAUUUGGCGAAACGGAAAAGAAAAAACGGUGUAGCUGAGAAAUGUGAGAGUAGAUCAAGUGUUGAGCAAUUGACGGGUGGACAUCAACUAUUGGUUACUUAAACAAUAUUUCAUUGGCCGAAUUUCAAAUUCAUUAUGAAUGCAAAAUGUUGGUGCCUACCCAAAUACGGGUGAACUUAGAUGUUUGAUGCAAAUACAAAUAUUUUUGAAGAAUAGUUUUUUUUUUACUUUAUAAUAUAUUAAAAGUAUCAUUUUACUUCUCUGCACCUCAAA
Molecule: messenger RNA, 1169 nt
Organism: Capsicum annuum
Lineage: Eukaryota; Viridiplantae; Streptophyta; Magnoliopsida; Solanales; Solanaceae
Product: ethylene-responsive transcription factor 1
Exons: 1
Coding region: 198-998 (266 amino acids)
Biological process (GO): regulation of DNA-templated transcription; ethylene-activated signaling pathway
Molecular function (GO): DNA-binding transcription factor activity; DNA binding
Source: RefSeq, a predicted model, not a curated record